Adineta steineri is the source of this 600-nucleotide messenger RNA. Lineage: Eukaryota; Metazoa; Rotifera; Eurotatoria; Adinetida; Adinetidae. The record is from the annotation of a GenBank genome assembly.
AUGGGCCGAAGACUUAGUGAUACUAAAGAUGAUAAAUCAUCCGAAAAACAAACCACAAAUGAUUCUGCAUCAAGUACAGAUUCGAAUCUUGAUGAAGAAGAAUUUGUUGUUGAAAAAAUUCUUAAAAUGCGUACUACAAAAAAAGGAAAAGUUCAAUAUUUACUUAAAUGGAAAGGUUUUCCUGAUACUGAAAAUACUUGGGAACCUGCUGAAAAUCUUGAAUGUCCAGAAUUAAUCGCUGCUUAUAUGGCUGAACAAAAAGAAAAACAACAAACACCAACAACAAAUGGUAAACGAUCUCAUUCAAAUAUUAGUACCGAUGAAGUUAAUAAUAAUUCUUCUCCAACAAAACGUCCACGUAUUGAAUUAGAACAAACAGGUUACAAUCGUGGUUUAGUACCGGAAACUUUAAUGGGUGCAACCGACAUCUAUGAUGGAGAAUUAAUGUUUUUAGUAAAAUGGAAAAGUGUUGCUAAACCAGAAUUAGUUCCUUCACGAAUCGUGAAUAAACAAUCAGCUCAACUUGUUAUUAAAUUUUAUGAAGAUCGUUUGACUUGGAAUUCAACGACUGCAUCAAAUAAUAACAAUAAAAAUGUUUAA